UCGCCGUGCUUCGUCACACCCAUUUGCCCCAUCACGUCCUCCGCCCCCCCCCCCCACCUAUCAUAACCCCGAGAAUUGCUUGCCUCUGCUGAGCUCUUAGAGAAUUGCUGGAGGCUGCAGUCCGCUUCCCGCCUCAAAGGCGAGAUUUGAAGGCCUUGUGGAGGCUAGUUUCACCCUAAGUCCUAGUCGUGAGAGUCCCCUACGCUGCACUGAAACGGCUUGUUGAGAGCUUUUUGUCAGUGUAAAAUUUCCUGGGCGGACGUUGAGCGUAAGGACUUAAGCUGGCGUCGAGUGCAAGGGUCGUUAACUUUUAUCGUGUUGUUCCGUCCAUCUGUACCAUUCAUUCUGCUCGUCACUUGCUUCAAAGGAAUCUGCCACAGAGAUACCUGCCUUGCGGAAGCCAAACGUUCAUAGCGACGUUUCUUCUUCAUCCGUUAUCUCGUGUACUGUCGGUUCCGUUUAGCCGCUAGUCAGCAUGGACGACGCGACAUUGGACGACAUUAUUGCUCGUCUCCUGGACGUUAGGAACGGUAGACCGGGCAAGCAGGUGCAGCUGACAGAAGCGGAGAUCCGGAGUCUCUGCACGACGUCACGAGACAUCUUCUUGCAACAACCCAAUCUGCUCGAGCUGGAGGCUCCCAUCAAAAUUUGCGGUGAUAUUCAUGGCCAGUACUCAGACCUCCUGCGUCUCUUUGAGUACGGUGGAUUUCCGCCUGAGGCGAAUUACCUGUUCCUGGGAGACUAUGUGGACCGUGGAAAGCAGAGCAUGGAGACGAUCUGCCUGCUGCUAGCGUAUAAAAUCAAGUACCCGGAGAAUUUUUUCCUUUUGCGUGGGAAUCACGAGUGUGCGUCCAUUAACCGCAUUUACGGCUUCUAUGACGAGUGCAAACGCCGGUAUAACAUCCGCCUCUGGAAGACUUUCACAGAAUGCUUCAACUGCCUCCCUGUGGCUGCUCUCAUAGAUGAGAAAAUCCUAUGCAUGCAUGGAGGGCUCUCACCAGACCUGCGCUCACUGGAGCAGAUAAAGAAGAUUGGUCGCCCCACAGAUGUUCCGGAUGCAGGGCUGCUGUGUGACUUAUUGUGGGCAGACCCGGAUAAAGACAUUCAGGGAUGGGGGGAUAAUGACAGGGGUGUGUCGUACACGUUUGGAGGAGACACGGUCACAGAAUUUCUUGACAAACACGACCUUGACCUCGUGUGUCGGGCGCACCAGGUGGUGGAAGAUGGCUAUGAGUUCUUUGCUAAGCGGCAGCUGGUCACAGUGUUCUCAGCACCCAAUUACUGUGGGGAGUUUGACAAUGCAGGGGCCAUGAUGAGUGUGGAUGAGAGCCUCAUGUGCUCCUUCCAAAUUCUGAAACCUGCUGAGAAGAAGCCCAAAUUUGGGUAUGGUUCAGCAGGAGCGGGUCGUGGGACGCCACAAAGGGGGGCAAGGAGAUGAGGUUUUGGAAGGAGGAUGCUACAUAAAGAUCUAUUGCCCGUUGGUUUAUAGAAAUGUCCCUGAAUAUUUUGUGUGGUUGGCAAACUAGGGUGGUGGUGGGAUACCUGCAGUGAUCGAAGAUAUGUUGUGUUGCAUUGUAUUGUUUCUGUGAACGGAAUUUGCAACACUCCUGCCGUUUGACAGGACGUUGAUGCAGUAGGGGCUGUGGACUUAGAGAGUUGCCUGUUCCUCCCAGGUUGCAUAUUGGCCCCUGCAUUGUCGGGGCGUGAGCUGGUUGGUUUUUUU
Closterium sp. NIES-67 is the source of this 1723-nucleotide messenger RNA. NCBI's taxonomy places the organism in Eukaryota, Viridiplantae, Streptophyta, Zygnematophyceae, Desmidiales, Closteriaceae. The record is from the annotation of a GenBank genome assembly.